AUCAGAUCGACACCAAAGGCUAGCACUGCAGACCGAAAAUGGGUUAGAGGGAGGAGAUGGCCGGAUUAUUCAUUCGCGUACACCACUUUGAAAGGAUGGGGAGCUGGGUUUUCAAUGUUAAUGCAGAAAACAUUAAAGAAGAAGAAACAGGAUAAAAGACUGCUUUUUUGUCCCCCCUUUUUUCUUUCUUUUUUUUGAGAAAUGAUUGCAGAGUUGGUGUGCAGCGCUGUGGCUGUGGUCCUCUAUUUCAAUACUCUGGGUGCUGAUUUCUGCUACGAUGACAGGGGAUGCAGGGGACCAGCCCCCCUCACUUUUUUAAUGAUGAGGAAAUGUCCCUGCCAUGGAUCGUUUGUGUGGUGACAUCACAGGCCAGGAAAUGCAGAGACACAGUCUGCCGUGCUAUCAAAACCAACCAGGACCUGCUGCCGGAAACCCCCUGGACGCACAUUUUCUACAACGACUUUUGGGGGACCCUGCUUACCCACAGUGGCAGCCACAAAUCCUACCGCCCACUCUGCACUCUCUCCUUCCGCCUUAACUAUGCUGUGGGGGGCCUGGAGCCCUGGGGCUACCACCUUGUCAAUAUUCUGCUUCAUUGCUGUGUCACAGGCCUCUUCACCUGCCUCUCACGUCUCCUUCUCGGGGGCGGCCACUGGACCCUGAUGGCGGGGCUGCUCUUUGCCUCGCACCCUGUGCAUACGGAAGCUGUGGCAGGGAUUGUGGGCAGGGCGGACGUUGGCGCUGCCCUCUUCUUCCUGCUUUCACUGCUUUGCUACAUGCGACACUGCUCCCUGAGGGGGCAAUCUGCCCACUGCCUGCCCUGGCUGCUGGGCAGCUUUGCCUGCGCGGCCUGCAGCAUGCUGUGGAAAGAACAAGGGGUGACUGUCUUGGCUGUCUCAGCAGUUUAUGAUGUCUUUGUGUUCCACGGGCUCAAAUUUCAUCAGGUCAUCUCACUUAUUUUUAAGAAAAAUAAUACUUCCCUGCUUCUCAGUGUGAGCUCCUUGGCCACCUGGGGUGCCAGCUUAUUGGUUGCCCGCUUGUACUGGAUGGGCAACAAGCCACCCAGCUUCUCCAACUCAGAUAACCCAGCGGCUGACUCACAUAGCCUCUUGACAAAGACGCUGACGUUCUUCUACCUGCCUUCCGUCAACAUGUGGCUGCUGCUGUGCCCGGACACCCUGAGCUUUGAUUGGUCCAUGGAUGCUGUGCCUCUACUCAGGAACGUUGGUGAUUGGAGGAACCUUCACACUGUGGCCUUUUAUGUUGGAUUGCUACUCCUGUCUUGGGUCAGCCUCAGGAGUCCCUCAAGGGUCAAAGAGACCAAUGGGAAAGCAUAUGUAGUGAAUGGGAUACAUACAAGCACAAACAGGAAGCAUACAGGCACAAACGGGCACAGUUGUCACACAAACAUGGGGCUCCCAAACUCGGGGUCUCAUACUGUAAAAAGUACUGAGAAUGGUAUAAAAAAUCAUGUUAUUCCAAGGACGUCACUGCCCACUACAGAAAACGUAGUGGUCUUCUCUUUGGGACUAUUGAUGGUGCCCUUUCUCCCUGCCACUAAUUUGUUUUUCUAUGUGGGUUUUGUAAUAGCAGAGCGUGUCCUCUACAUACCCAGCAUGGGCUUCUGCUUGCUGGUGACUGUGGGCAUGAGGGCCCUUUACAUCAAAUUCAGGAGAAGGUUCUUGAAGAGCCUUCUGUUGUAUUGCACUGCCACUUUGGUCCUUUUGUAUGGGAUAAAGACAGUGUUGAGGAACCAAGACUGGCAGGAUGAGGAGAUGUUAUACAAGUCAGGGAUAAAUGUAAACCCAGCAAAAGCAUGGGGUAACCUUGGGAAUGUCCUCAAGAGCCAGGGCAAGAUGGCAGAGGCUGAACAGGCCUAUAGAAACGCCUUGUACUACCGCAGCAACAUGGCUGACAUGCUGUAUAAUCUAGGUUUGCUGCUGCAAGAAAACAAUAAGUUCUCUGAGGCACUGCUCUACUAUAAGCUGGCAAUUGGUAGCAGGCCUACAUUAGCGUCUGCAUACUUGAAUACAGGGAUCAUCCUGAUGAACGAGGGAAGGCUAGACGAAGCCAAGCGAACGUUCCUGACAUGCGCUGAAAUCCCAGAUGAAAACCUGAAGGACCCUCACGCACACCAGAGCUCUGUAACCAGCUGCCUAUACAACCUGGGGAAGCUCUUCUAUGAGAGAGGGCAGAUAGAGGAGGCCCUGUCAGCAUAUAAAAAAGCAAUACAGAAGAUGCCAAGACAGUUUGCAGGCCAGAGCCUAUAUAAUAUGAUGGGAGAGGCCUACAUGAGGCUGAACAAACUGACAGAAGCUGAACACUGUUACCGGGAGUCGCUGCGAGCCAAGCCUGACCAUAUCCCAGCUCACCUCACGUAUGGAAAGCUACUGGCUAUCACAGGACAUAAGCUUGAAGCAGAACGAUACUUUCUGAAGGCAAUUCAGCUGGACCCCACAAAGGGAAAUUGCUAUAUGCAUUACGGUCAGUUUUUGUUGGAAGAAUCCCGCUUACUCGAAGCAGCUGAGAUGGCAGGGAAGGCCGCAGAGCUUGACAGCACAGAGUUUGAUGUGGUCUUUAAUGCAGCCCAUAUGCUCAGACAAGCCAGUCUCAAUGAAGCAGCUGAGAAAUAUUAUCGACUUGCAGCAGGCCUACGACCCGAUUAUCCAGCUGCCUUGAUGAACCUUGGGGCCAUCCUCCAUCUCAAUGGAAAACUGCAAGAGGCAGAAGUGAAUUACCUGCAAGCUCUUCAACUCAAACUAGAUGACACGAUCACUCAGUCCAACCUUCGCAAACUGUGGAACAUCAUGGAGAAACAAGGGCUAAAGACUUUGGGCACAUCGACGGGCUUUGAAGUUGAACAUUAUCCAUGAAAUCAAGAGAGGAAAACAACAUAUACAAAAAAACAGGAAGCCACAUGGUGGAAAUCAUGUGUUAAACUGGCCCUCUGAGGUGUUAAAAUAGUCCUUUCUAAUGAGUUCUUUCCAUGUGAUACAGUAUCUGAAGACGGUUCCUCAUGUUAAAUUAACGGUUAAAGACUUUAUUAAGAAGCUUCCCAGGAACUGUGUGUAAAACGGGAGCACUUAACUUGAAGCAGGACAUUGCUUCAUACUUAAAAUCUUGUUGUAAAGCUGAUAUGGAUUUGCAAUCGUUGUUUAGUUCUCUUGAGACAUUGAGCCGUCCAGGGACGGUGCAUGUGUAUACAAAAACAGUGAGAGCUUAUAUUAAACCCCCAGGCGUGCAAUAGUAAACAUAGGUUUGUGUCUGUAGUUUGCUAAAUUAAUCCCAAAAGCUGUGGUUUCAUGAUGUCAAUAGAUAGCUUUUCAAUUUGAUGGUUUUCAUUGACAUUGCCAAGCCUUUACACCAGGGCUUCCCAACCCUGGUCCUGGGGACCCCCUAUGUCUUCUGGUUUUCAUUCCAACUUAGCUCUCAGUUACUUAACUUGACCCUUAAUUGAACUAAUAAUUUGCUUAAUUAGACCUUUUUAAUUGUUCUCAGCUCCUAAAAAGUUGAAAAGCAUAAUAUUAUUACAUUUACUGCCAUGUUACAUUUACUGUGAACAUUUGAUACCUACCAGUCCUCCAGUGGUAUGACAUUGGCCUAGACAAAAUGGAAGAUAGUCCAGAAUAUUCUUAAGAUAAAACAAUUCUGUUGUGAAGAAAGGAACUCAUCUAGCCAUGUUUGGUACACAUUUGUAUGGAUUUUCUUUCUCACAAAAUGGUUGCUUUAUAAAUUAAAAGAAAUGAUUAAUGCCAUACUAUGAGGUUUAAAAGUUUUAGAGACAGGAGAUAUGUACAGGAGAUUAAAGUAAAAACAGAUGUUUUGCUAUGGUCAGGUAUUACAGUCUGAUUUGACACUGCACCCUGAAAUAUUAUUUUUUUUAAAAAUUAUAAAUACAAAAAAUAAUCCUGGGUAUUAUCACUUCACUUAAAUAUGUAUUAAGUCAUAAUGUUGAAAUGGGAAUUUGUAGGACAUGUGCCUCUGUUCACACAUGCAAGCAAUGGGGGUUUGCUGGGUCUAUGAAGCUGAAGGAUUAACCUCUAUCCUUAUGUACUGUCAGAUAUAUUCAUGUCUACUUUGCUUAAAACUUGAUUAUAGUAGAGUCUAAAGCCAUGACUGAAUACAGUUCUAACCAAAUGACUAUUACACUCAUUUCAUAAUGCACAAAUCAUAUAACUAUUCUGGGUUUGUUUAAAUGUAUUUUUCUUUUUCAUUAUUGUCAAAUCCUUGUAUUCCUGUGUAUAAAAACAAAACACACUUUAAUAUAUAAAGCCAUCUGCAUGUAUAUCGCAGCCACAAUUAGUCAAAUUGAUCAAGGGCAGUGAAUCUUCAAGGAGGGAACGGAAAAAAAAAAUGUUCAAAUGGUUUCCCAGCAUUUAACUUAUUAUUAUGGUCCCCUCGAUUAUGAAAGUAACCAGUUUUGCUAACGCCUCUGUUUUCAUCACAGCAAUAGAUCUUCAUUUGAUACUGUUUGAUCUGCAGCUGGCAUCAAUGACAACUCGCGAAAUGAGACUGGUUGAAAUAUAUGAAUGGUCCCUUUUGAAUUCCCCACUACUGUGCCCUUUGGAAUGCAUAAUCUUGGCAUUAUAUUAGCAACUGUACAGAAUACCUUCUACUGUAUGUAUAUGCCAUAGUCACUGUUGUGUGGUUCUAUUUUAUUUAUUUAUUAUACCCAAUGUACAAAGAGCUAAAAAAAAAACAAAAAAACAAUUCCAGCUCUUAUAAAAGUUUACCAAAGUAAAACUACAGUGAAAGGGUGUUAAAACAUAGGUGGGCAUUGUAAAGAAUAGCAGGGUAGGUUAAAGCAUAUUAAUAAACAGGACAAAACAGGGUAAACUGUAGUAAACCAUAGGAAAAGCAUGGUAGAACUGUAAAAAUACCAUGCAAAAAUACUAUGGCAAACUUUUAUAAGGGAGUAUAUCUUACAGAAUAUAUAUUGUCAUGAUACUGUAUUUAUUUUCGAAGCCACAGUAUAAAAGGACAAAAUGUACCUAUUUCUUCAUGCAGAUAUUUAAAUGCUGCACAUCCACCACAUUCCUGCAUUCUACUUAAAGAGGUCACCUGAAGUAAAGCAGCACAGACUUGUAUAUACCGGUAAUUGAAAUAUAAAUCUGCACAAAGCAGAAACGUGUGAACCCUUGGAAAAGCAGCAGUUGGUUAUGGUACUGAAAGCAUGUGAUGGCGAUUUGGUAAGAAUUCUUUUCUUAGCUCUAUGUACUUACAUGUGCCUGCAGUGAACCACAAUCCUGCCACAGAUACAAAUAAAUAAGAAGCAGGUAAACCUAAAUAAUUUAAUCUCUGCAUAGAAAAUACCUUAAUGGUUCUCAUGUUUAGGAUUUAUGUUGUUUUGGUUAGUUCAUUGUACUUGACGGGACAGCUGCAGCUUUGAUUGAACAUUUUGUUGUUUAGAAUUACAAUUCCCCAUUGUCACAUCCAGUGUUACGCUCUCAUGAUUACAGUAAGCAUGCUCAUAGCACUAUUAUUAGAAGGUCAUGUAUGCCCGAUAUAUGAUAUAGUGCAGAAUUGUUUGUGCUUCCUAUUCCUUGAACUUUGUGUGGCUUUUAGAGUUAAUACAUGCUUUCUACUUCAAAAGGAACAUCGAAUUUUCAUGUGUGGUUGUAGAAAUGGUUGAGUCAAUGUGGACACUGCGUUUUCCGUAGCAAUGAUAGCUGGGUCUGUCACAAAGUAAAACAUUUGACCUAUCCUGUGCUUCGCUCUGCUUCAAUAUAACAUGCUAAUUCUACUUGUGGAGAAGCUAUUUAUAUAUAUUAAAAAAAAAAAAGUUAGCCAUUACAAUAUGUGUCUCUGCUCAGGGAUCUCAAAUGCUGGGUUAUUGCAGACAGUGCGUAAAGGAGCACAUGGUAAGUUUACUAAAUUCAAAGUUUUAUUUUUGGAAAAUUGUUGUAUUUGUAUAAAUAAAUUAGAUUUGUAGGCUUUCCUUUUGUAAGAUAAGAACAAAUAAUUAUGUGCCAGAUUAGAUUUUCACAGAUUUCACAGAUGUUCUUUUUCCACAAUAAAGCAAUGGUAACUUGCAUUCA
Acipenser ruthenus (sterlet) is the source of this 6038-nucleotide messenger RNA. RefSeq names its product protein O-mannosyl-transferase TMTC2-like. Lineage: Eukaryota; Metazoa; Chordata; Actinopteri; Acipenseriformes; Acipenseridae. The transcript is spliced from 13 exons. Gene Ontology annotation, biological process: protein O-linked glycosylation via mannose. Gene Ontology annotation, cellular component: endoplasmic reticulum membrane. The record is from RefSeq and is a predicted model, not a curated record. The coding region runs from base 288 to 2873 and encodes 861 amino acids. Gene Ontology annotation, molecular function: protein binding; mannosyltransferase activity.